UAAUGCUCAAUAAUAAGAAUAUGCCUUUAAACAGGUGGGAGUAACAUCUCAGAAGACUAUGAAGCUUCUUCCUGCCUCAGGACGUAAGGCAACACAGAAGGUUGUUGUUGGAGAUCAGGAUGGGGUGAUUACAUGUUUUGGCAUAAAAAAGGGGGAAGCUGUGCCAGUGUUCAAAACACUACCAGGCCAAAAAAUUGCAAGAUUGGAGUUAGGAGGAGCUCUUAAUACACCGCAAGAGAAAAUUUUUGUGGCUACAGGCUCAGAAGUCAGAGGUUUCACAAAAAGAGGGAAGCAGUUCCUUUCAUUCGAGACUAAUCUCACUGAAAGCAUCAGAGCUAUGCAUAUUUCAGGAGCAGAUCUCUUUCUUUGUGCAAGCUAUAUUUACAACCAUUACUGUGACUGCAAAGACCAGCACUACUACCUAUCAGGAGAUAAAAUCAAUGAUGUUCUCUGCCUUCCUGUAGAGAAAGUGAAUUGCAUUACACCUAUACUUGCAUGUCAGGAUAGAGUCCUCAGAGUUUUACAGGGAUCUGAUUUACUGUAUGAAGUAGAAGUUUCUGGACCACCCACUGUUCUUGCUCUAAACAAUGGAAAUGGUGGUAACAAGAUUUUUAAUAUACAUAUAACUGAAUAA
Molecule: messenger RNA, 634 nt
Organism: Struthio camelus australis
Lineage: Eukaryota; Metazoa; Chordata; Aves; Struthioniformes; Struthionidae
Source: RefSeq, a predicted model, not a curated record